Saccostrea echinata is the source of this 1791-nucleotide messenger RNA. Its product is annotated as DBH-like monooxygenase protein 1 homolog. Gene Ontology annotation, molecular function: copper ion binding; dopamine beta-monooxygenase activity. The coding region runs from base 1 to 1791 and encodes 596 amino acids. NCBI's taxonomy places the organism in Eukaryota, Metazoa, Mollusca, Bivalvia, Ostreida, Ostreidae. Gene Ontology annotation, biological process: dopamine catabolic process; octopamine biosynthetic process; norepinephrine biosynthetic process. The record is from RefSeq and is a predicted model, not a curated record. The transcript is spliced from 11 exons. Gene Ontology annotation, cellular component: secretory granule membrane.
AUGUUUCGCUUAGUUUUGUUUAUCUCCAUUGGAAUUUGUUUGUAUGGGGUCCACUCUCACGAUGGAGUAGACUGUCCGUACAAACCUACAGCAACAGAAAAAUACAACUACAUGUUAGAUUUGUCAGACAAUGGAGAAUAUUUUCUUUUCUGGAAAUUUAACGACUCGCAUAUCACUUUUGAAGUUCACGCCAAAACCCAUGGAUACGUCGGGUUCGGACUGUCAACUACUGGGCGGAUGUACCCAGCUGAUAUCGUCACUGGGUGGGUCAAACCCGAUGGAUCAACGGUGUUUACGGAUCGCUUUAGUUCCGGGCACUUUCUACCCGAGAAGGACGCAUCACAAGACUACAUACUUCUCAGGGCGGAAGAAAAUGAAUUCGGCACUGUUCUUAAAUUCGUGCGUGCUCUCGACACAUGUGACUCAAAGGAUAUUACAGUUUCUCAUGACACUUUGAGGGUCAUUUACGCCUACCACCCAGAUGAUCCUGAGUCCGACGACAGUUUAUCUUAUCACGGGGGCUCCAGGCGGGGGUUCAAAAGUGCUCGGCUACUGGAGGCUCGGGCCGAGAUUCCUCAACUACCUGAGGACGUUAAAUAUUUUGACUUUCUCAACGGCAUCAACGGAGAAAACAACCUGUUUAAAGUUCCAGCAAAGGACACCUUCUAUCACUGCACUACUUUCAACAUGCCCGACAUCGGUGGUAAACGUCACGUGAUCAGGUACGAUCCAGUUUUGACUCCUGGAAACGAAAAAAUAGUACACCAUGUUGUUUUAUACCGCUGUCGCGGAGAGGAACCAAAUUUAGCCCAUAUGGAUUAUGACUGCUAUGAACUCACUAAAGAAUACCGCCCUCAGUGUCGAUCCGUCUUCUUGAUGUAUGAAAUCGGUGCAGGCUCCUUUAUUUGGCCGGAGUAUACUGGGAUGUCAUUGGGAGCGGAAGGUGACCCGACAUUUUUCGUCAUGGAGACCCAUUACUCCAACCCAGACUUAAGAGAUGAUAUUUUGGACAAUUCGGGAAUUCGAAUCUUCUACACAAAUAAGUUGCGUCAGUACGAGGCUGGAGUGAUGGAAACAGGAAUGGAAAUAACUCUUACUCAAUUUAUUCCACCACACGAGUCCCAGUUCCUGUCAGAAGGCAUUUGUUCACCUGAGUGUCUCAAAAUGGGAUUACCAAACGCCACAGAUGAAAUUAAAGUAUUUGCUCUUUUCCAUCACUCACAUCUACUUGCUAAUGGAAUGAAAACGAGGCUUAUACGCAAUGGAGUGGAACAACCGCCAAUUGCAAACGACGAAAAUUACGACUUCAAUUUCCAAGCAGCUAACGUUUUGCAGAAAGAAAUAACAAUUAAAUCGGGUGACAGUUUAAUUAUAGAGUGUAACUACAACUCUAAAACACGGACCAAUGUUACAAUGGGAGGACUUGCCAUCACAGAUGAAAUGUGUCUCUCCUUUUUAAUGUACUACCCAAAAAUCCCGGUCGAUGCAUGUCUGAGUUCCCCCGCCCAUGACGCCCCGUCCGAUUUUGCCAUGGACCAAAUGACCAUGUAUCUAAAACACGUAGAUCAUCACUAUGACAAUCAAAUGAAUCAACUCACAAACUUGAUCAACCAUAUUGACUGGAUGGACCCCUCCGUGAGGUCAAAGUUCAGGAACAAAUCACGCAUGUCCGGUUUUGACAAUCAAUGUUUCUAUAGAGGCAAAAAGGUGCUUGGUGAUUACUUCAGAAGACCAGAGGUCAAAGUUCCAUACACAAAUCCCAAGUCCAGUUGUGAAAAAGUAGACAUCUGA